UUAGAAAAUUAAGUGGUUUCGUUUUUGAGAUAAUCAAAAGUCCCUAGGCCAUUUUCAUUAGAAAAUUAAGUGGUUUGUACAGACGACAAAAUGAAGGCUAAGAGUGAAUUGAAGGAAUUCGAGGUGAUCGGACGCAAAUUGCCAACCGAAAAAGAAACUACUACACCAUUGUACAAAAUGAGAAUAUUUGCGCCUGAUAUCAUUGUUGCGAAGUCCAGAUUUUGGUAUUUUCUGCGUCAACUUAAAAAGUUUAAAAAAUCUACAGGAGAAAUUGUUUCUUUGAAGCAGAUACCAGAGGAAUCUCCAGUAAAAAUCAAGAACUUUGGCAUUUGGUUGAGGUAUGAUUCAAGAUCUGGAACUCACAAUAUGUACAGAGAAUACAGAGACCUCUCUGUCAGUGGUGCCGUGACACAGUGUUAUAGAGAUAUGGGAGCUCGCCAUCGUGCCCGUGCUCAUUCUAUUCAAAUUAUUAAAGUCGAAGUUGUAAAAGCUGCAAAUUGUAGGAGACCUCAAGUUAAACAGUUUCAUGAUUCAAAAAUCAGAUUCCCAUUGCCAAAACGUAUUCAUAAUAGGAAUCGUAUGCCACUUUUCAGUGUUAGAAAGCCACGCACCUAUUUUCUUUGAAUACUUUGACUUAAAUGACACAUUGGCAUGAAAUAUACUUUUCUGAACAAAA
This is a messenger RNA of Frieseomelitta varia, 676 nucleotides long. RefSeq names its product 60S ribosomal protein L18a-like. Gene Ontology annotation, cellular component: ribosome; cytosolic large ribosomal subunit. The record is from RefSeq and is a predicted model, not a curated record. Gene Ontology annotation, biological process: translation. Gene Ontology annotation, molecular function: structural constituent of ribosome. The transcript is spliced from 3 exons. The coding region runs from base 91 to 624 and encodes 177 amino acids. Lineage: Eukaryota; Metazoa; Arthropoda; Insecta; Hymenoptera; Apidae.